AUGGCCACAGUUAAUGAUACCGUACCGGAAGACGGACCGAUAGACGCAGCACAGUUGCAUGCCGUAAUCGGAAUCCUAUCCAUUUUCGCCGUUUUCGGAACCAUAGGAAAUGCUCUUGCUUUUUACGUCUUUUACAAUCUGAAGCAGAAGCUUACGUCAACUAUCUUUAUACUGACUCUCGCUGGAACGGACUUCAUUACCUGUCUUGUGACCAUACCGUUUACGAUUACCUUAGAAUCCGUUGAGUUUGUCGUGGACGAUGCCGUUUGUAAAAUAUAUCAUUUCCUCAUUACGACAACGAUUCCGUUUUCGGCAUUUGUCAUGGUUGCUAUAGCAUUCGAUCGAUAUUUAUGCAUUUGUCAUCCGUUUUUACACGUGAUGACCAUCCGACGGGCGAAAAUUAUCGUAGCUUCUCUGAGUGUUCUGUCUCUAUCUUUGGGCAUCAUUGCUUGUAUACAUUAUACCACAUGGGUCUUGCAGGAUUUGGAAGUUGACGAUCUCCUAACCACUUCGAAACCGUUUCUGGAUCCAGACGUAACCGUAGAGGAUUUUAGUGAUAGUAGUAGUGUGGUACAUUACUCGUCGUAUCCGACUGGUUACACGCAUCGCCAGAAUUCAUCAGCUGCUGCUAGUACGUUAACGUUGUCCGUGAACGUAUCAACGACGCCUACGCCAGUGAAAACCAUUAAAGCAUUCAUAGAUAAGGGACAAUGUCGAACCAACGAGCAUGUUAUUAACUCCGUGUUCUUUAUGGUAUAUCAGAAGAUUUAUUCGGCUCUAUUUUUAGUCUGUUGUCUCAUUGUUUUAGCGCUGUACAGUCUAAUUUAUCGCUUCGUUAUCUCACAACGGGAAAAACGAUUACAAAUCAAAUCCAAUAACUGCUGUUGGCCUGUGACAAACACAGAGAACUCUAGUAUCGAGUGUGAGCAAUCUGAGGCCACGGUGGCUUUGGAACUCAGUCAAACUAACGGUGAUAAAUUGAAAAAUAAAUGUGAGAGCACACACGUGGAAAACAACACAGCUAAUGGAAUCAAUUCCAAUAUGUCCAGAACGCGCUUGGAGAAAAUGCGUAUGGCGAAUAUUAAAACGGCUUUUAUGUUGUUUAUAGUGACUCUUGUUUUUAUUAUUGCCUUUUUACCCGCCUGGUUAAUGGCUCACAAACUGGUGUACAAGUUUGUCUCAGAAGUCAAUAAUUAG
Messenger RNA from Lottia gigantea (owl limpet), 1197 nucleotides. RefSeq lists its product as hypothetical. Gene Ontology annotation, molecular function: G protein-coupled peptide receptor activity. NCBI's taxonomy places the organism in Eukaryota, Metazoa, Mollusca, Gastropoda, Lottiidae. Gene Ontology annotation, cellular component: membrane. Bases 1 to 1197 code for a protein of 398 amino acids. The transcript has 2 exons. Gene Ontology annotation, biological process: neuropeptide signaling pathway. The record is from RefSeq and is a predicted model, not a curated record.